UUCCUUUUUCAACAUAAAAAAAAAGCUUCAAAUAUAUAUAUAUAAUGCUCUUCUGCUUCCCUCUUCCUCCAGACAUUUGACAAAUAAAAUACUUUUAUUUGCCGGAAUCUGAACCACAACCCCACCCCCCCCCCCCCCAAAAAAAAAAACACCAAAGAAAAAAUAUUCAAAAAUGCCGCCCGAGUUUCACCCUCCCCACCAUAUAAAAACUCAGCCCGCUCAAAAGCCCGGCCCGAACCGGCCCGAGUCGGACGACCCGAUCAUCAUCGUCGACCUCGUAUGGCCGUUCGGGGAGCUCGAUGGGCUCGAUAGGGAUGAUUUUCGAGAGGCCGCUUACGAGAUAUUCUUCACGGCGUGCCGCUCGUCUCCGGGGUUCGGUGGUAGGACGGCAGCGAUUUCGUCAUCCCUCAAUCCGGAGGGAUCGGGGGACGGAAACGGGUCCGGGCCGAGUUCGGGCCCGGGUUCCCCAAAACCGCCCGGGGUGGGGAUGGCGAUAACUAGCAGGGUGAAAACGGCGUUGGGGUUGAAGAUGCUGAAGAAGUCCCCAUCAAGGAGGACGUCUGGCGGUGCUGUUAUGAUGGGUCCGUCUUCGCCUGCAGGAGUUGCGAGCCCGAGGACACCGGGCUCAGCAGGCCCGCAGGCGAAGAUACGGAGGCCGCUGACGUCAGCCGAGAUAAUGAGGCUGCAGAUGAGGGUGUCGGAGCAGAGUGAUAAUAGGCUACGGAAAACUCUUAUGAGAACUCUUGUAGGCCAAAUGGGGAGGCGAGCAGAGACAAUAAUCUUACCAUUGGAGCUAUUACGCCAUCUUAAACCAUCCGAAUUCAACGAUCCUCAAGAAUACCAUCUAUGGCAAAAACGCCAACUUCGAAUCCUCGAAAUAGGCCUUCUCCUUCACCCCUCUAUCCCAGUAGAAAAAGACAAUGCAUCUGCAAAACGGUUAAUAGAGAUCAUUCAAGCUUGUGAGAUCAAAACAAUCGACACUAGCAAAAAUUCCGAGACCAUGAAAUCGCUAUGCAAUGCCGUUGUCUCCUUAGCCUGGAGAAGUGCUGAUGGUGCCCCUAGCGAUACCUGUCGUUGGGCUGACGGAUUCCCUCUCAACAUCCACAUUUAUACAGCUCUUUUAGGCUCGAUCUUCGAUCUUAAAGACGAUACGUUAGUCCUCAAUGAGGUCGAUGAGCUUCUUGAAUUGAUGAAAAAGACAUGGUCUACAUUGGGUAUUACAAGAUCAAUUCAUAACUUGUGUUUUACAUGGGUGCUUUUCGAGCAAUAUGUUGUGACUAACCAAGUGGAGCCUGACCUUCUUGGCGCAACAUUGAUUAUGUUAACCGAAGUUGCAAACGAUGCUAAGAAAGUGGACAAGGAUCGUAUUUAUCUUAAGAUGCUAAAGAAUGUUUUAUCCUCGAUGAAACGAUGGUGUGAGAAGAGAUUGUUGAAUUAUCAUGCCAGUUUUCAUGCGGAAAAUAUUGUCCUAAUGGAAAAUAUUAUUCCUCUGAUGUUCUCUGCCUCGAAAAUAUUAGAGGAAGAUGUUCCGGGAUAUGGAUCUUCUGCUUCUGAAAAAGGGGACGUGAAAGAUGAUUCGACGGGGAAUAGAGUGAAUCACUUUAUCCGUUCAUCGUUAAGGACUGCAUUCAGUAAGACGUUGGAAGAACGGAAUAUAAGCGUCGCAACUUUUGAAAACGAAGACGUGAUCGAGACACUCAUCAAGUUAGCUAAUGCGACCGAAGAAUUGGCAACUAAGGAGAAGGAAAUUUUCACUCCUAUCCUCAAGAAAUGGCAUCCAAUUGCAGCCGGUGUUGCAGCAGUGACGUUACAUACUUGUUAUGGAACUUUGUUAAGGCAAUACCUAGCGGGUACAACUUUUCUCACGAGCGAGACAGCGUUGGUGUUGCAGAGGGCUGGUAAACUCGAAAAGGUUUUAGUCCAAAUGGUGGUGGAGGACUCUGUCGAUUGCGAAGAUGGAGGCAAAACAAUAGUGAGGGAGAUGGUUCCUUAUGAAGUUGAUUCAAUCAAAAUUAACCUAUUGAGGAAAUGGAUCCAAGAUAGUUUGAAGAAAGGGAAAGAGGUUCUUGUGAGAUCCAAAGACUCCGAAACAUGGAAUCCAAAAUCCAAAAGCGAGCCAUAUGCACAAUCAGCACUUGAUCUAGUGAAACAUUCCAAUGAAGCCGUGGACAAUUUCUUCGAAAUUCCUACAAUCAUCACUGAGAAUUUGGUCAAUGAUAUCGCUGAUGGCAUAGAAAACCUAUUCAAAGAUUAUGUUACCUUUGUCGCAUCAUGUGGUGCAAAACAGAGUUACUUGCCAACACUUCCAGCUUUAACAAGAUGUGGCCAAGACUCAAGAUUUGUGAAACUAUGGAAAAAAGCUGCUUGUAGUGUCGGAUCAAAUGAUCCGAACCAGCAUUUGACAGACGAAGAUAACAAUCCGCGGCCUUCAACAAGCCGAGGAACUCAGCGCCUAUAUAUAAGGCUAAACACCUUGUAUUACCUUCUACAGCAGCUCAACUCCCUUGACAAAACACUAUCACUCUCGUCGAGAGUUAUCGCUUCACCAGGAAGCCGUUACAACAAGAACCGACAGCUAGCUUGCUGUUCCUUCUUCGAUCAAACGCGUUCAGCCAUCCAAGAAGCUGUCCAACACGUAUCAGAAGUCGCUGCUUAUCGUCUGAUCUUCUUCGAUUCCAACUCUGUAUUCUAUGCGAGCCUAUACAUAGGCGACGUAGAGAACGCACGUAUCCGGCCUGCUUUAAGGAUACUCAAGCAAAACCUAACUCUCUUGUGUGCUAUCCUCAUCGACCGGGCUCAAGCGUUAGCACUCAAAGAAGUGAUGAGGGCUUCGUUCGAGGCCUAUCUUAUGGUUUUACUAGCCGGUGGAACGCGAAGAAACUUUUCAAGGAUGGAUCAUCAGAUGAUUGAGGAAGAUUUUGAGAGUUUAAAGAGGGUAUUUUGUACUUGUGGUGAAGGUUUAAUACUUGAGGAUGUUGUGGAAAAAGAAGCUACAAUAGUUGAAGGGAUAGUGGCAUUAAUGGGACAAUCAACAGAACAAUUGGUUGAAGAUUUUAGCAGUGUGGCUUGUGAAGCUAGUGGAAUUGGAGUUGUGGGAAAUGGACAGAAAUUGCCUAUGCCACCAACAACAGGAAGAUGGAAUAGGUCAGAUGCUAAUACAAUCUUGAGGGUACUUUGUCAUAGGAAUGAUAAAUUUGCCAAUCAUUUCUUAAAGAAAACAUUCCACUUAGCAAAGAGGAGGGGCUGAGAAAAAGUUGGUCUAAAAGCUAUGUUGCCGCACCCGUGUUAGAUCCUUAAAAAUGCAUAGAUUUUGAAGGAUCCGACACACACCAGGAGAUAUGUUUGAAGAGUCCGAACAGCAUAGCCUUGAAAGACAGAAAAGAAGAGAGAGGUUUGACUCAGAAAAGAAGAGAGAGGUUUGACUUGUACAGAAAAAAUCAAGAAGAACUAAAAUUUUCUAAGUAUAUAUAUAUAUGCUAUUAAAGCUAAAUUUUUUAAUUUGAAGGAUGUAAAGUAAAGCCUUCUAGACUAUAAAAAGGUUUGUAAAGGAGUACUACUUGAGAAACUUGUACUAAUUUAUCCUCAUUGUAUCUUCAUGGAACUAGGCAUUAUUUGAUUGUAUAAUGCUUCUGAUCCUUUUUUAAUCACUCAAGAGAGAUUAUUACU
This is a messenger RNA of Lycium barbarum (goji berry), 3666 nucleotides long. RefSeq names its product protein unc-13 homolog. NCBI's taxonomy places the organism in Eukaryota, Viridiplantae, Streptophyta, Magnoliopsida, Solanales, Solanaceae. The coding region runs from base 173 to 3247 and encodes 1024 amino acids. The record is from RefSeq and is a predicted model, not a curated record. The transcript has 5 exons.